Messenger RNA from Bacidia gigantensis, 1569 nucleotides. RefSeq lists its product as uncharacterized. The transcript is spliced from 3 exons. NCBI's taxonomy places the organism in Eukaryota, Fungi, Ascomycota, Lecanoromycetes, Lecanorales, Ramalinaceae. Bases 1 to 1569 code for a protein of 522 amino acids. Gene Ontology annotation, cellular component: endoplasmic reticulum lumen. Gene Ontology annotation, biological process: response to endoplasmic reticulum stress. The record is from RefSeq and is a predicted model, not a curated record. Gene Ontology annotation, molecular function: protein disulfide isomerase activity; protein-disulfide reductase activity.
AUGAUCACUCACGGGCUUCUAGCUGCACUUGCAGCUUUGCUUCUCCCCGAAGUUACUAAUGCACAGGCCAUGUACUCCAAGAAUUCAGCUGUGCUUCAGGCGGAUGCACACAAUUACAACAAGCUUGUUACUAAGUCUAAUCAAGUUUCUAUUGUCGAAUUUUACGCUCCGUGGUGCGGCCAUUGUCAAAAUCUCAAGCCAAAGUAUGAAAAAGCGGCCAAAAGCUUGAGGGAUCUCGCACAGGUAGUUGCUGUUGAUUGCGACAAAGAGAGCAACAAGCCUUUGUGUGGAUCAAUGGGAAUCCAAGGCUUUCCAACCUUGAAGAUUGUCAAGCCUUCUAAGAAACCUGGGAAACCCAUCGUCGAAGAUUAUCAAGGCCCGAGAGAAUCAAAAGAUAUCGUCGAAAUCAUCAAGAACGCCAUUCCAAAUAAUGUCAAAAGGGUGGGAGACAAAAGCCUGUCUGACUGGUUGGAUAGCGAGAACUCUACAGCCAAGGCAGUCUUGUUCAGUGACAAGAGCGUCACGAGCGCACUCACUAAGGUUCUGGCCAAUGAAUUCUUGGGCAGCUUGAAAUUCGCCCAGAUAAGGAACAAAGAUGCAGCUGCCAACGAGAUGUUUGGGAUUAGCGAAUACCCCACUCUUCUCGUCCUGCCCGGCGGCACGCAAGAGCCGGUCGUAUAUGACGGUGCUUUUACUAAGGCUGCGAUGAAGGACUUCUUGUCUCAACAUACGACGCCGGAUGCCAAUACAUUGAAAAACAAGGUCAAAGAAAAAGUUAAAGAGACAGCGCAAAAAGUCAUGGGUACUGAUGAUACCGAGGAGCCGGUAAAGGCCGCUGAAUCAGAUGAGGCCUCGUUCUCAUCAGCUUCAGCUUCACAGCAAACAUCGGAAGCUUCUUCACAGCACACAUCGGAAGAUCCUUCAGCAGCGGCGUCGGAAGCUUCUUCAGCAGCGGCUUCAGCCACUGAGGAGACAUUAGCCGAUGAGAGUAACCCGACCGAAUCGCCUGAGCCCGCUGUGACUCCGGAGUCCAAGCCCAUUCAAAUCCAGCAUACAUUUGAGCCUAUCUCAGCGCUUGAGGAUCAGAAGGAAUUGCAAGCGAAGUGCUUGGGCGAGAAGACCUCAACAUGUGUUCUUGCUUUGCUGCCCGUUGCAGCUGAGAAUAUCGAGGAAGUCGCAAAUGACCCUUCGUUGAUAGCUUUGGUGAGCCUUGCGGAAGUAGCAGAGAAGCACAAAGAGCGUCAAGGCCAUCUGUUCCCAUUUUACUCCGUCCCUGCUUCAAAUGCCGGCGCUGAAGCCGUCCGAGGCGCACUGAAGCUUGGUGGGGAUAAAGAGUUGGAAAUCAUUGCGGUGAAUGGUCGGCGAGGAUGGUUUAGACGCUUUGAGACCGGCAAGUUCGAUAGCUUGUCUGUUGAGACCUGGAUUGACAAUAUUCGUUUUGGUGAAGGAACGAAAGGUAAGCUUCCUGAGGAGUUGCUGAAUGCUUCCUCAAGCACAUCUGAAGUGCCGGAGACCGAGUCAGCAACCAGUGAAGAGUCUAGUUCUGCACCCACCCACGGUGAGCUGUAA